Oreochromis aureus is the source of this 2623-nucleotide messenger RNA. It is a transcript of the gene prkg1l, whose product is annotated as protein kinase cGMP-dependent 1, like. The coding region runs from base 236 to 2338 and encodes 700 amino acids. The transcript has 20 exons. Gene Ontology annotation, molecular function: cGMP-dependent protein kinase activity; ATP binding. Gene Ontology annotation, biological process: protein phosphorylation. The record is from RefSeq and is a predicted model, not a curated record. NCBI's taxonomy places the organism in Eukaryota, Metazoa, Chordata, Actinopteri, Cichliformes, Cichlidae.
CCGAUCCACACGUUUCUCAUCUCACCCUCCCCGCAUGGUUUCCACCGUGUGGGUCAUGUGAUUGCCUGCUGUCUGUGCCCAGCCCCGGCCAGCCGCGAGCAAGAAAGAAGAGCAUCCUUCAGCUGGGCACUUACAGACGGGAUGUGCACCUGUCGAGUGAACAGUCUGCAGCCAAACCAGGCCAAAACACGCCGGUGAAAUAGACCCCAUAACGCCAUACAGGCUGCGUGUGGUGAUGGGUACACUUCGGGACCUCCAGUUUGCCUUGCAACUAAAGAUUGAGGAGCUUCGCCAGAGGGACACGCUGAUAGAUGAGCUGGAGCUUGAGCUGGACACGAAGGAUGAACUCAUCCGGAGGCUGCAGGAAGAACUAGACCGCUACAGAACCACUGUCUCCCUCCCAGGAGCCUCUGCAGUCAGUGCAUGUCAAACUGAUGACAACAAGAGACCCAGAAGGCAGACGGUGAUUUGUGAGCCCCUCACUCUGGACCCAGUGACUCUCGCCUUGGUUUCACAGAGAAGCUGUGACAAAAGCCACGAGUCCCAGAGGCUGAUUCGGGCAUCAUUUCUGAGAAACGACUUGCUGAAGCACCUUGAUGAAGGAGAAAUCAGAGCCAUCAUCGCCUGCAUGCAUUCCACCACCAUCAAUCAAGGCUGCUAUGUUAUUCAGGAGGGGACCGCUGGGGCUCAGGCUUACGUUUUGGAAGAAGGGAAGCUGGAAAUGAUGAAAGAUGGACUGAAGCUGCUCACAGUUGAACCAGAAGACUUGUUUGGAGAGCUAGCGCUCCUUUACAACUGCACCCACACCUACUCUGUGUCAGCACGAACGGACAGCAGGCUGUGGGUUGUGGAUCGCAACAGCUACCAGACCAUACUCAUGCAGAGUGGUCUCAAGCACCUUUCCCAUUCAGUGGAGCUUCUUAGCAGCAUUCCCUUCCUCCAGUCGCUCCCAGCAGAUGUCCUCAUGAAAAUGUCGGAUCUCAUGGAAGAGGUACACUUGAAGUUAUUUAACUGUGAAGCACACUGGUGUAUCCAGCUAAUGGAUGAGACACAUUACGCCGACGGCGACUACAUCAUUCGACAAGGGGCCACAGGAGACACUUUUUAUAUCAUCAGCAAAGGCCAGGUGAAAGUGACUGAAAAGGGGCAAGAGCAGGAAGAACAGGUAGUUCUUUCUAAGCUCUCUGAGAGACAGUGGUUUGGAGAAAAGGCUCUGUGGGGAGAGGACAUUCGGACUGUGAGUGUGAUAGCUGCUGGAGAAGUUACGUGCCUGGUAAUAGACAGAGACACCUUUAAGAGCAUCAUUGAUGGGUUGGCACCUGAUUGCAGUCAAGAGGAGCAACAAAACGAUGAACCUGAAGUCGACAGCUCAGAUGUGGAUCCUGUCCUCCUGUCUACUUCCACCUUAAGUGAUUUCCAGAUUAUCUGCUCUUUGGGGGUCGGGGAGUUUGGUCACGUAGACCUGGUGCAACUGAAGAGCAAGACAAAGUGUCCUUUUGCCAUGAGGGUCCUCAAGAAGAAGCUGAUUGUCAGCAGUGGCCAACAAGAGCACAUCCGGAGAGAAAGCCACAUCCUAAUGGAGACCCACUGUUCGUUUAUAGUCAGGCUGCACAAAACCUUUAAAGAUGCAGAGCAUCUGUACGUUUUGACAGAAGCUUGUCUUGGUGGAGAUUUAUCUAAUCUACUCAAAGACAAAGGAUAUUUGGAUGAAUGGAGCACCAGGUUCUACACAGCUUGUGUUGUAAAGGCCUUGUCCUUUCUGCACUGUCAUGGUGUCAUCUAUAGGGACCUCAAGCCUGAACAUGUUCUUCUGGAUGAGCACGGUUAUGCCAAGCUGGUUGGCUCCAGGUGUCUAAAGAAGGUUGAGGUGGGUAAGAAAACAUGGACGUUUUGUGGUACGCUGGGCUACAUGGCACCUGAAAUCAUCUCAAACAAAGGCCACAACAUGUGUGCAGACUUGUGGUCGCUGGGUGUUUUUGUGUUUGAACUUCUGAGUGGUAGGCUCCCAUUCAGCCAUUCUGACCCGCUGAAAAUUCUCACUGCAACAAUUCGUGGCAUCGACCAGGUCGACUUCCCAAAAACCAUCAGCAGAAGUGCCUCCAGUCUCAUAAAGAAACUGUGCAGGAGCAAUCCCUCAGAGAGACUGGGCAGUCAGAGAAAUGGGGCCAGGGACAUUCAGAAACACAAAUGGUUUGAAGGAUUCAACUGGGACGGACUUUGUGAAAGGACAUUAACAGCCCCGGUUAUUCCCAAAGUCAAGCAUUCUUUGGGAAGCGGGUCGUUUGGUGUUUAUGCCGAGGACUCGGUGGAGCCGUGCACAGACUGGGAUGAUUUCUGAGGGAUUUCUAUGAACCGGAAAUAAAAUCCUGUCAGACACUACUUCAGGUUUAGUCUCCAUGAAUAAUUGACUACCCACAGACUUACUGCCAUUAAGAAUUUAUUACAGUUUAAGACAAAAAAUAUUUUCCGCUGUAACACUUGAUGCAGCUUUUGUUUGAUAAGUGAAUCAUGCUGCCUGCUGUGCUAAGCCAAGACUGUUUUUUUCUGUGUAUCUGCAUAAAACCUUUACACAUUUCCAAACAUAGCCUAUAACUGGAGUCACAUCGAAUCCGAUAAACAAUAA